Molecule: messenger RNA, 2293 nt
Organism: Saccostrea echinata
Lineage: Eukaryota; Metazoa; Mollusca; Bivalvia; Ostreida; Ostreidae
Product: tyrosyl-DNA phosphodiesterase 1-like
Exons: 15
Coding region: 181-2190 (669 amino acids)
Biological process (GO): double-strand break repair; single strand break repair
Cellular component (GO): nucleus
Molecular function (GO): 3'-tyrosyl-DNA phosphodiesterase activity; double-stranded DNA binding; single-stranded DNA binding
Source: RefSeq, a predicted model, not a curated record
ACUGAAUUCUGUGUCAAAUUUACCCAGUUUGAUUUAAUUGGGCAUCUUUUAGGCUUUUACUGUCUAAACUCUACAUUAUUUUGUCAUCGUUUAUCGGCUAUCAACAGUAUCAAGUUGCAGUGCUUAAAAAUGUAUGAAUUCAUAAAAGCAAAAUAGUUGAAUAAAGGGGAAGAAAGGAAAAUGUCUGACACAGACUCCGAUGCAACAAUUGAACCAGAUCCAAGUGACUGGGAUUCUCCAAAUCUGUUCAGUCCUUCUCCAACAAGACCAUCAAUUUCAAAAAGACAGUCUACCUAUCAUCAGUUGUCUGAUUCUGAUGGUGAUGAACCCGAUUUUGUAAAAAGACGAGCAAAAACAGUUCAUGGACAAAAUACAGAUGAUUCAAUGAAUGGAAGAACUUCACCAAAGUUACUGAAAAAAAAUCAUAAGCCCAUUCUUGCAAAUUUAUCUUUAAGUAAAAUAAAGGAUGAAAAAUCAACAGAUGUGGAAAAACUGAAUGAUCAGAACAAUUCAGCAAGAAAUAAGAAAUCAGGCAUUGGAAAAAUUGUCACUGAAAGGAGAGUAGAUUCUCCAUCUUUGAAAAGAAAACAUUCGUCUGGGGAUAGUUCAAGGAGAAGUCCAGCACGAGAAACUUCAAAAUCUCUGCCACCUUGUAAAUUUGGCUCAAAAUGUUACAGGAAGAACCCGGAUCAUUUCAAGGAAUUUUCACAUCCUUCAGAUGGUGGCAGCAGUGAGGCUGCAAGUGGAAGUAAAACAAGGCAAAGAUCACAAUCUCCACCAAUUAAAAAGCAUAAGGCAGAAGCCAUGGCACUUACCUUAAAGGAACCUUUAGCUGUCUUUAGUCAUGCUCAACCGAUUAGUUUCUUUCUUACAAAAGUUCAUGGGAUAUCUAGUGAAUGCAAUGGUGCAAAUACCAUGAGUCUCAAAGAUAUUUUAACAGAGAAAAUGGGAAAUUUACAAGAAUCUUGUCAGUUUAAUUAUAUGUUUGAAAUUCAGUGGCUAAUGCAGCAAUAUCCAGCAUCAUUUAGACAGAAGCCCCUCCUUUGUGUGCAUGGAUUUCAGGGAGGACAAAAAUCAGCACUAGAGGCUGAUGCCAGAAAAUUCACCAAUAUCAAGUUCUGUCAAGCAAGAUUGGAAAUGCCAUAUGGAACACAUCAUACAAAAAUGAUGUUCCUUUUGUAUGACAAUGGACUCAGGGUAGUGAUCCACACAGCAAACCUGAUAGAAAGAGACUGGCACCAGAAAACUCAGGGGGUUUGGAUAAGCCCAGUAUUUCCAAAACUGAAGUCAGGACCCUCUGCUACACAUGGUGACUCUCCCACACAUUUUAAGAAGGAUCUUCUGCAGUAUUUGGCAGCAUAUAAAGCAUAUCAGCUGAAAGAAUGGCAAGACCACAUUUCCAUGCAUGACUUCUCUACUGCAAAUGUAUUUAUUGUUGGUUCUGUACCAGGAAGACAUAUGGCAGACAAGAAACAUUGUUUUGGUCAUAUGAGGCUGAGAAAACUUUUACAUGACCAUGGUCCACCAAAGGAACAGACAUCAAAAUGGCCAUUAAUUGGGCAGUUUUCCAGUGUUGGCUCACUUGGAGCAUCUAAAGAAAACUGGUUGUGUACAGAAUUUCUGCAGUCCUUAGCAACAGUAAAGGGUACUAGCAGUGUCCCUCUAGCCUCUGUGCCACUGAAACUGAUAUUUCCAUCAGUCGACAAUGUGAGAACCAGUUUAGAGGGAUAUCCAGCUGGAGGCUCUAUUCCAUAUAGCAUUAAUGUUGCUAAGAAACAACCCUGGCUUCAUGCAUUCUUCCAUCAGUGGAGGUCUGAGGGGAGAGGAAGAAAUCGAGCAAUGCCCCACAUCAAAACUUAUUGUCGUCCUUCCCCUGAUUGGGGAGAAGCUGCAUGGUUUCUUGUUACUAGUUCCAACUUAUCAAAAGCUGCUUGGGGAGCCCUGGAGAAGAAAGGGAGUCAACUCAUGAUACGCUCUUAUGAAAUAGGAGUGCUGUUUAUACCUCAGUUCUUGGUUGGAAAGACAGUAUUCCAAUGCACAAGUAAAGUUAGAGAGGCCAGGCAGAAAACUCUGGUUCUCCCCUAUGAUCUUCCCCCCAGAGCCUAUACAAAGGAAGAUAAACCAUGGAUGUGGGACAUAGCACACAAAGAAUUGCCAGAUUCUCAUGGAAAUAUGUGGUGUCCAAGUUGACAUCACCAAUUCCUUUACAUUUCUGGAAUGUGUUCAUGGACUUUCACUUUACAAAUAUUUAUUUAUUUAUGAACAUGAAAUAAAUGCAUUUUGUUAAAAUUGA